Molecule: messenger RNA, 1473 nt
Organism: Meira miltonrushii
Lineage: Eukaryota; Fungi; Basidiomycota; Exobasidiomycetes; Exobasidiales; Brachybasidiaceae
Exons: 1
Coding region: 1-1473 (490 amino acids)
Source: RefSeq, a predicted model, not a curated record
AUGCCGCAAGAAGAAGUCUCUUGUGACUUUGAGCCGCCUCCGACACCAAUAAAUGGUUUCCCAGAUGAUGAUGACCCUCCGACAAGUCUUACUGAAGAUGAACAAGCAUCAAGUGAGCGUGUCCAAGAGAGCCUUCAACAAGCAAUUUGUUCAACUUUGCGUAUCACACAAAGCGGAAAUGAACAAACAUCAUUAGCACACCACGAUUCAUCACCACAAAACCUUAAUGACACGACAGCAUACGAGCGAGCGGCCAAGUAUUGGGAUUUGAGUAAGGAGAUUAAGGUCAAUAACGAAGCAUUGUUGCCUGGCAAGCCUCGCUUUCAGCCUAAAAAUUCAAGAUUCAACUGGAAAGAUGUUAGGUACGCAAGCAAGGAGUGCAAAUGCUGCGAGUCUAUCAACAGCAAUAGGCCGAAAGGAAAGCCUCGUCUACCUUGUCUACAAUAUUCUAGGUUUGAGAGAUGUGUAUUUUGCCUCAGCUUGAACCGAGAACUUUUAGAUUGCGGUCCUCGUCACGAUAACAGGCCUCAUUCACAUAACAGUUAUCCGCAAGUGUGGUCGCAGAGAGGGUACCAAGGAAACGAUGCAUCAUUGCAGACAGCUCCAACAUACUACAGCGGUUCCAAUCAUGUUGCUUCAUCUUCCUAUGAUCACACAAAUAGGAGGCAUUCCCAGUCGUUGCAUGAUUCUUCCCGCAACUACGAUCAAGGGAACGGUCAUAAGCGUAGGAGAAGCGACAGAGAUGAAAGAAGUGAGAGAGGAAGCAGUCCUGUUCGUAAUCAAGCAGAACCAUCACGCAUACCAGGACCUUCAAGCCCACCUUUAAAUGAAGCUCUGACUCAAAAUGCCGCUCCGUCAACAUCAGUAUCAAGCAUUAAUAGUACAAAUCAAGUUUCGAAAGAUGUUGCUGUUGAUUGGUUCUUUUCGAACACCACUGCAAAUCGUGAUAUCAACGGUGAUAUUUGUAAUCAAAUGACAGGAUCUGAAGCUGUAAAAGCAUCAUCACCGAAAACAGUCAGCGUAGAGAAAAUCGAAUCUUUUUCGAUUUCAGCUACGACGCCAACCGUACCGCACUCUGAUGACAAAUUCCUACGUUUUGAAGAGCUUUUUCGUAAACUUUCAGAGGAAAGGAAGGCAAAGGAAGAGCUACAAGAAAAGUCUGAUCAGUUGCAAGAUAGGUACAACAGAUUGAACAAAGUAUUGGAAAAGGUGGAGGAGGAGAAAGAAGAAUGGGUGCAGAAAAGUGAAAAUAUGAUACGGAGAAAUGAAGAAUUGAUGCAGAGAGAUGAAGAAUUGAUGCGGAGAAAUGAAGAAUUGAUGCGGAGAAAUGAAGAAUUGAUGCGGAGAAAUGAAGAAUUGAUGGCGGAGAAUACAAAAUACAAGGACCAUGUCAGAGAUUUCACAAGUGCUUUUGACAGCCACGGUCAGCUGAAAAUGAUACAACCAAUGGUAGAAGAAGGGGAAAUACCUUGA